AUGGGCGCUGGUAUUGCGAUCACUCGCGGUGCUGCUGGAGCAUUGUCAUUUUGUAUGGCUGUAGUACUGUUGACAGUCUGCCGUAAUGUCAUCACCCUGCUCAGAGAAACACCUAUCGGAGAGUUCAUUCCAUUUGAUUCUGCCAUCGCGUUCCACAAGAUCGUCGCUUUGUUCGCCGCAUUUUGGGCUGCUCUGCACACGAUCGGUCAUUGCGUUAACUUCUACCAUGUUGCCACUCAGAGUCAAGAAGGACUUCAUUGUCUGUUCCAGGAAGCUGUAUUCGGGUCGAAUUUCCUUCCGUCAAUCAGCUACUGGUUCUAUGGAACAAUCACUGGUCUUACUGGUAUCCUCCUUGUUGCUGUGAUGUCAAUUAUCUACGUGUUCGCCUUACCCUGCUUUAUGAAAAGGGCAUAUCAUGCAUUCCGACUUACCCAUCUUCUUAAUGUUGCCUUCUACGCGCUGACCGUGUUGCACGGAUUAGCCGAAACUGCUCGAUUUUCUGGUAUCUGGUACUACGCGAUUGGUCCCGUGGUAAUCUUCAUAAUUGAUCGCAUCAUGGGAAUGCGUCAGGAAUACAAGAAACUCAAAAUCCUCAACGCUGAACUAUUGCCGUCUGAUAUCAUUUAUCUGCAAUUCAAACGACGGCCAUUAGUCGUUCUCGUUCCGUUCCGGCCAAUGGGCAGUAGGUCCGUGGACGUGGAAGAUGAGGUCGGAAAUUAUUCGAGCACAAGCGAGCGGUUCGCCUUACCCACUGGUCCAUAUGAAUGGUCCUUACGGCGACGGAAACCAGGUGCUACUACGACAAAUGGCAACAUGUUUUUGUAA
Messenger RNA from Cooperia oncophora, 825 nucleotides. NCBI's taxonomy places the organism in Eukaryota, Metazoa, Nematoda, Chromadorea, Rhabditida, Trichostrongylidae. The record is from the annotation of a GenBank genome assembly.